CCCUAUCCCGUUUGGCCGCAGAACUGAUUCGGGUUGAUGGUAUUGUUUAUGCCCGCUGAGCCCCGCCUUUGCUGAUGACGUCGCCUGCCGUGUAUCGCUCGGUUGUUGUGGUGGUAGGCCGUACUGGAGGGGAGUGAGGGAGCCGAUGACCCGGUAGUGAGGAGAAGCGGAGCCCCGUGUCGGCUAUAGAAGGGAGAUGGCGGCCGUGUCCUCCAGGCGCUCAAAGGAGCAACAACAAGUGUCUGUCACAGCGGGACAGCAACCUUCCCCGUCCACCUCACCUCCACCUAGCAGCCUGGCCUCCCCGCCGCUCUCUCCUCCCCGGAGCCCGGAGAUGUUGGCCGCUUGUGAGAGACCAGGCCCGGAUAACCAGCCUGAGGGGGAGUUCAUGCCUAGGCCCCUGUCUCCUCCCCCGGGAGAAGCCGCUGCCGUGUUAUCCCCGGGCACCUUACCUCCAGCCCCGGCCCCCAGCUCGGACAGUAGUAGUAGCUCGUCCUCCUCCAGCCUGUCAUCAGGGGGCAGCCCAGCCGAGAGCCCAGAGAGCGGAGGAGGAGGGCUGGGGCCUGUGGGGGGUCUGAGUGCUGUGAGUGGAGCCUUCCGAGAACUGUUCGAGGCUUGCAGGAAUGGAGACGUGUCCCGGGUCAGAAGACUGCUGGAGCCGGGGAAUGUCAAUGCCAAGGACAUGGCUGGAAGGAAGUCCACCCCGCUACACUUCGCUGCAGGUUUCGGUAGAAAGGAUGUUGUGGAGCAUUUGCUGCAGACCGGAGCGAAUGUUCACGCUAGAGAUGAUGGAGGCCUUAUUCCACUACACAAUGCCUGUUCGUUUGGACAUGCAGAGGUUGUGACCCUUCUGCUUUGCCAAGGUGCAGACCCCAAUGCAAGAGACAAUUGGAACUAUACCCCUCUACAUGAAGCAGCAAUUAAAGGAAAGAUAGAUGUUUGCAUAGUAUUGCUGCAGCACGGAGCAGACCCCAGCAUCCGAAACACCGAUGGCAAAUCAGCUCUGGACUUGGCUGACCCUUCAGCAAAAGCCGUCCUUACAGGAGAAUACAAGAAGGACGAACUCCUGGAAGCAGCCAGGAGCGGGAACGAGGAAAAACUCAUGGCUUUGCUUACCCCUUUAAAUGUGAAUUGUCAUGCCAGUGAUGGACGCAAGUCUACACCUUUACAUUUAGCAGCGGGAUACAACAGAGUCAGGAUUGUACAACUCCUCCUUCAGCAUGGUGCUGACGUUCAUGCAAAAGACAAAGGUGGUCUGGUGCCUCUACAUAACGCUUGCUCCUAUGGACACUUUGAAGUAACUGAGCUGCUUCUCAAGCAUGGCGCUUGUGUUAAUGCCAUGGAUCUUUGGCAAUUUACACCACUACAUGAGGCUGCAUCAAAAAAUCGUGUUGAAGUAUGUUCCUUGCUGCUGAGCCAUGGAGCUGACCCAACACUUGUCAACUGCCAUGGGAAAAGUGCUGUAGAUAUGGCUCCUACGCCAGAGUUGAAGGAGAGAUUAACUUAUGAAUUCAAAGGGCAUUCGUUGCUGCAAGCCGCCCGAGAGGCAGACCUGGCGAAAGUGAAAAAAACACUAGCUUUGGAGAUCAUUAAUUUUAAGCAACCGCAGUCUCAUGAGACAGCAUUGCACUGCUCGGUGGCUUCGUUACAUCCCAAACGGAAGCAGAUAACAGAGUUGUUGCUUCGGAAAGGAGCCAGCGUCAAUGAGAAAAACAAAGAUUUUAUGACACCACUUCAUAUAGCUGCUGAAAGAGCACACAAUGAUGUCGUGGAGGUUUUGCAUAAGCAUGGAGCAAAGAUGAACGCUCUGGAUACGCUUGGGCAGACAGCAUUGCAUAGAGCUGCUUUGGCAGGGCACCUGCAGACCUGUCGUCUCCUGUUAAGCUUUGGCUCAGAUGCAUCGAUCAUCUCUUUGCAAGGAUUUACAGCUGCACAGAUGGGAAAUGAAGCUGUGCAACAAAUUCUAAGUGAGAGCACACCGGUCCGUACAUCAGAUGUUGAUUACAGACUACUUGAGGCUUCAAAAGCUGGAGACUUGGAUACUGUAAAGCAGCUAUGCAGCCCACAGAAUGUAAAUUGCAGGGAUCUUGAAGGUCGUCAUUCAACUCCAUUGCACUUUGCUGCUGGUUAUAACAGAGUUUCUGUUGUGGAAUAUCUACUGCACCAUGGUGCUGAUGUACAUGCCAAAGACAAAGGAGGUCUAGUUCCGUUACACAAUGCUUGCUCCUAUGGACACUACGAAGUAGCAGAGUUAUUGGUGAGGCAUGGGGCUUCUGUCAAUGUUGCAGAUCUCUGGAAAUUUACUCCAUUACAUGAAGCUGCUGCUAAAGGAAAAUAUGAGAUCUGCAAACUUCUGCUAAAGCAUGGAGCUGAUCCAACAAAGAAAAACAGGGAUGGAAACACACCCCUAGACUUGGUAAAAGAUGGUGACACAGACAUUCAGGAUUUGCUGCGGGGAGAUGCAGCAUUACUUGAUGCAGCAAAGAAAGGCUGUUUGGCUAGAGUUCAAAAGCUUUGCACACAGGAAAACAUUAACUGUAGGGAUACCCAGGGAAGAAACUCCACCCCUCUUCAUUUGGCAGCUGGCUAUAACAAUCUUGAAGUCGCUGAAUAUCUCUUAGAACAUGGUGCAGAUGUAAAUGCACAAGAUAAAGGAGGGCUUAUUCCCUUACACAAUGCAGCAUCAUAUGGGCAUGUUGAUAUUGCAGCUUUGUUGAUAAAAUACAACACUUGUGUAAAUGCCACAGAUAAAUGGGCAUUCACUCCUCUCCAUGAAGCUGCUCAGAAAGGAAGGACGCAACUAUGUGCUUUACUUUUGGCCCAUGGUGCAGAUCCCACAAUGAAGAACCAGGAAAACCAGACGCCAUUAGAUUUAGCUACAGCAGAUGAUAUUCGAGCUUUGCUGAUAGAUGCAAUGCCUCCAGAAGCCUUGCCCAGCUGCUUCAAACCUCAAGCAACAGUAGUCAGUGCCUCAAUCAUCUCUCCAGCAUCCACACCCUCUUGUUUGUCUGCAGCUAGUAGUAUUGAUAAUCUGACGGGUCCCCUCACUGACCUUGCAGUUGGAGGAACAUCAAAUGCUGGUGAUGGAGCGGCCGGCACAGAGAGGAAGGAAAGUGAAGUUGCAGGUCUUGACAUUAACAUCAAUCAAUUUUUGAAAAGCCUAGGCCUAGAACACCUUCGGGAUAUCUUUGAAACUGAACAGAUAACAUUGGAUGUACUGGCAGACAUGGGUCAUGAAGAGCUGAAGGAAAUUGGAAUUAAUGCAUAUGGCCACAGACACAAGUUGAUAAAGGGAGUUGAGAGGCUGCUAGGAGGCCAGCAAGGAACCAACCCUUAUUUGACGUUUCACUGUGUUAGUCAAGGCACUGUUUUGCUGGAUCUUGCGCCAGAUGACAAAGAAUACCAGUCAGUGGAAGAAGAGAUGCAGAACUCUAUCCGUGAGCACAGAGAUGGGGGCAAUGCUGGAGGAGUUUUCAACCGAUAUAAUGUCAUAAGGAUUCAAAAAGUAGUGAACAAGAAGCUCAGAGAGAGGUUUUGUCAUCGCCAAAAAGAAGUGUCUGAAGAAAACCACAACCACCAUAACGAACGGAUGCUUUUUCAUGGUUCUCCAUUUAUUAAUGCAAUCAUUCACAAAGGCUUUGAUGAGCGACAUGCAUACAUUGGGGGAAUGUUCGGAGCUGGUAUCUAUUUUGCAGAAAACUCUUCCAAAAGCAACCAAUAUGUAUACGGCAUAGGUGGUGGAACUGGCUGCCCAACACACAAGGACAGAUCGUGUUAUAUUUGCCAUAGACAAAUGUUAUUCUGCAGAGUGACACUUGGCAAAUCGUUUUUGCAAUUCAGCACAAUGAAAAUGGCCCACGCUCCUCCAGGGCAUCACUCUGUUAUUGGCAGGCCAAGUGUAAAUGGACUAGCAUAUGCAGAAUAUGUCAUCUACAGAGGCGAACAGGCAUACCCGGAAUAUCUCAUAACAUACCAGAUUGUAAAACCAGAUGCACCAUUACAAGCUGCCACAACAGCAGAACAGAAGACUUAGUAUUAUGAGUGGACUCUAUAAAACCAAUAGCUAGAAAUGAAUUGUUACCUGAAUGACUAGGAAACUUUUCCAUAAAAGAAAAAACGGAAAACCUGGAAAUAAAUUAUAAAUUUAAGUAUUACAUUGAUGGUUUGUUCUGGGUAAGGAUGCUCCCAGUUGCUACUGGUCCUCAAAAGGAGAUGUUUACAAGGGGCCACCUUAUAGUAAAGUUUCUCAGGCCCAUUUUCAGUUGGUAAUCUUUGGCAAAAAAA
Rana temporaria (common frog) is the source of this 4284-nucleotide messenger RNA. It is a transcript of the gene TNKS, whose product is annotated as tankyrase. Bases 197 to 4033 code for a protein of 1278 amino acids. The transcript has 27 exons. Gene Ontology annotation, molecular function: NAD+ poly-ADP-ribosyltransferase activity; protein binding. Gene Ontology annotation, cellular component: nucleus; cytoplasm. Lineage: Eukaryota; Metazoa; Chordata; Amphibia; Anura; Ranidae. The record is from RefSeq and is a predicted model, not a curated record.